AAAAUGUGGGAUGAAGUUGAGCUUUUUGAUAGCGACGCUACAGAAACUGUGAACGUAGGUGCACAAGAAUAUGGAAGCUCCUUCUAUCAAGUCAACACGUUGGUUAAAAUCUCAUCCUCGGAAAAGGUUUUGUCUAACCCAAAGUUACAGGCCUCGAAUUUGAGCCAUGGCUUCACCUUGGUAGCUGACAAGUCAGUAGUGGUGCUUGAUACAUACUGCGCUCCUCGGAUGCUGAAUCAGUUUGAGACCGAAGUUGACAUUGUCAGCCUGUGCCAAGAAGGGCAUUUUCUGGUGGCUGGUGAGCGAAGUGGCAACUUGCAUCUUAUUCAUGUGCCGUUGAGGCAAACCUUGUUAACUCGUAUGCUGGUUCAGAAGUCUUCAAAUGAUAGGACUUACCUGAAUCUCCAUCUAGAAAAAGAUAGCACUGAUAAAGGUACCUAUCAUGCAUUUAUUCUCACCAGGAAUGGGGUCUUCUGUAUUAUGCACCUCCCCCUUGGCAAAACUCAGAAAGCAAUUGAUACCCAGGACUUCAGUACAGCAAAAAAGCUACAAGAUCAGGUGGAAACAUGUUUUAUUUCUAUGGAAGAGUAUCACACUGCUGGUUGUCUUACGUCUGUGACUAGACAAACGGAAAACAAGAUUGCUUUGAUUAUAGGGGCAACUGUGCAACAGCUUCAGGUUGCAGAUAAUCUGUUGUAUACCUUGGAUGAUGAGAAUGUCUUAAGCACGUGGGAUGUUCACUCGUUCAUUAUGGUUUGGGAUUGGCCUUCAGUUCACAUUGAAGAAUUUCUUUUGAUCCAGGGGAGUGUCGAUCAUCAGUUGAUAGCAUUGACACAACCUGAUGGUGACAAACAGAUGAGGAACCUUGUAGUUUUUGCACUGCCUGCCAUGCAUCAGCUCUAUUCUUUGGAAGUAAUGAACAUUUCUUCAGUGGUUCAAAGUGGAAUGAAUACCGAUACAAUAUACUUUUUGGAAGGUAUCUAUGAAAAUAACCUAAAGUCUUCAGAUAUUCCGGUCUCAUUUCUGGUAAUGAGGUGCUUAACAGAAGCUGCUCCUGAGGACAGACUGAGUCGUUUACUUCACAAGCAUAAAUUUACUGAGGCUGAGAGUUUUGCUCUUCAUUUUGGACUAGAAGUUGAGCUUGUUUAUAAAAUGAGAGUGAGCUCUGUUUUGGAAAAAUGGACUUCAGAAUCCGUAGACCAUGAUGGACGGUCAUCCUGGCUAGAACUUGUGGCUCAAGUGAAAGAAAACUUAAAUAAAAUAAAGGAUAACCAGUUUGCGAUUGAAUGCUGCCUAAAUACUCCUUGGCCAGCAUACGAAGUAGCAUAUGAAAUGCUCAGCUAUGCUGAAAACAGGGUCUCCAACAGAGAUGUCGUAAUCAUUCCCUCUCUUUCUAACAGGAAUUCAGCAUCUCUUACAACGGUGUUGCAGGCCCAGGCUAGGCUGACAACUUUUUAUGGAGCUUUUGGUCCAGAAAAAUUCAGUGGAACCACUUGGCUAACGUUUCUGAACAAUGAAGACGUCUUCGAGGACAUCCUUCUACAGCUGAGAGAAGGAAAUCUCUUUUCUGCAUCCUAUCUCUGGAAAAGACAUCAGGGAGAUUUUGCAGAACGCUUUAGUGUAGAGAUGCUUGAGAACCUGCUUGACGCCAUUUCUGCAACCAUUUCCCGCAAGGAGCUUUGUUUGUGGUUUAAAGAUGGGAUCAUUCCUUUCAUAAAUCUGGCUCUGCCUCAAGGACAGAAAAUAAUAGCAAAAUGGCUGGAACAACAAGCCCGGAAUCUUGAGUUAACUGGCAAGGCCAGCUGGCCAGAAAAUGGACUUGAAAUGGCCCAGGUGUUUUUUACCUGUAAUCCAGACAAAGCUGGAGUUGCGUCUUCAUUGUGCUGGACUCUCUGGAAGGACGAUAAGUGUGAGGAGGUCCGUCACUUAGCAAGACUGAUACGAGCUUUACGAGACUUGAUAGAUCUUCACAGAAAGUACAACUGCAAGCUGACCCUCUAUGAGUUUGAAAAGGAAAAUGCAACUACGAUAGUGUUCCGAAUGUUUGAUAGAGUUUUGGUGGCGGAACUCAUUCCAGCAGCUUUAGAGAAAAUUAUUGAACCAUAUAUGUGCCAGCAUGAUCUACAAAAAGAUGAAAUUCUCUUGAAGUACAUAAAGGAUUUGCUAGAGCGAUACUGUACGCGGUCAGCGUCUGUCUUUUAUGCCGCAUGGGAAGCAAAGGCUAUCGCUGUCUUGGGCUGCAUGUCUAACAUGGACUUGAAGUUUGAAGGGGUGCUAGCAAUAAUGCAUAGCACCGUGGUUCCAUGGAGUCCAGGAGUAGAACAACUCGUCGAGCAAUACCUAGAAAUGGAUCAUGCCAAGGCGAAGCUUCUGCAGGAGGGCUACCGGCUGAUGGAAAUGAAGACAGUUCUGCUAAACUACGGCAUAAGAAACACCAGUCUUUUAAAUGAUAAACAGGAGAUGCUGAGAGUGUCAAAGUACAUUGUUAAACGGGGUACCCCUUCGUCAUUAGAAGAUGCUUUGAAAAUAGCAAAAGUGUAUGUGCUGCCUACUACAGAAAUCUAUAAAGUGAGGAUUAUGGACCUUAUUGAUAAAGACAAGGGAGAAGAAGUCCUAGACCUCUUAACAUCUCUGCCUCUUAUUGAAGCAGUGGAAAUGGCAGAAAGAACGGUGAUCUGUGGGAAGCUGUUAUUAGAGAAUAAAGUUGACAACUUUGAAGAGCUGAAAAUGCAGCUUUCUGUGAAAAAGAUGGUUGUGAACAUCCUCAAAUUCUUACUGAACAUUCAGAAAGAAAAUCUUGUGAAAAAAGUGGAAUAUGAAACAGAUUUAGAUGUGUUUAAAAUCCUUGUUACAUUGCAGGAGAAUUUUGAUAUCAUGAUUUCAGCCAAGGAUUAUGAGAAUCCAAUACUAAGAUCUCAGCUGCUUGAAGACCAUAUCAAAGCUUAUGGAAAAACGCAAGAAGAUGAUGCCAAUUCAAAGGACAGCCGUGUAAAGAAACCGCUGUCGGAGUUAAGACUUUACAGACUGGCUUCACUUCUUCAACAGGAUGAGCUAGAACUGGUGUCAGAGCUGGUGCUGAAAGCGUUGGAUGCCGGACAAGUAGAAGAGGCACUCAAGAUAUGCAGGGAUUUUUAUGAACGUCACCUCAACGAACAAGCAGGAGAGCUGCUGUUUUUAGCAUGUCGAAAGCUCUGUCAUACGUUUGAUUUGACUAGCAUGACAGUCACGUAUGAAGGAUUAACUCUUCCAGAAGUGGUCCACAGCAUGGCAUGCAAAGCAGCUACAAUCUGCAGCCGCGAUCUCUUAUUAGAUGCUGCAGAGCUUUGUAGAUAUACCUCGCUUGCCUGUGAAAUUUACGACAAGUGCCAAAUCGAAGACACCGGAGUUAUGACAAAGGCAGCACCUUCUGGAGCUGAGAAAGACCCAGGCAUGGAGUGGGCUUUGGAUUAUUUUUUCACUGAAGAAGGAGCAGUCCUGGAUCCACCUGUUGUACUUCCCAUUGCAUAUGACAUUGCUUCUUGGAUGCUUCCUCUUGCAGGUUUUUUUUCUUCCACUGUUUUGGGGGACCACGCGUUUUCAUCAUACGUCGCUGCCUACCUUGCAGAGCAGAAGAGGGAUCCUCUCGAUUGUACCAGUUUGGCACAUAGCCCCUUAAUACCAGGGAAAAACCUCUGCUUGCCCCUAAGGGCCCCCAUGUCUGUUCUGCUCGACAAGCUGCAAGAAUGCAGUCAGCAUGAAUUGAGCUUGAGACUGAUUCAUACCUCUUUGGGUUCUGUCGCUCAGCAUGUAAUCGGAGACGUUAUAAAUGUUGACCUGGCUGCAAAGAUGCUUGAAGUGUUACAAAGGGGUGGAAGCAAAAGCCAAGCAAAAUGCUUUUGGAGCGACAAAGCGUCUAGUUGUGAUUUCAGCAUGGCGUUCUCUGUCUGUCAGCUGCAUAACCCGGAGACAGUACAAGAUGCUGUAGGAUCUCUCACCGCAGUGAUGCAGUAUUCUCAGUCAAAGAUUAAAAACAACGUGAUGGCCCUCCUGCACAAGGUUUUCAACAGUCGCCACAUAGACCACGAUCUGGCAAGAAGCUACUGCUCGUUAUUGCCCAAAGAAUCGUGUUAUGGAUACCUCUGGGACAUGAUCAACAAAAUAUGGCAAAAUUACACCAAAGUUCUGUCCGUUGCCUUUGUUGGAGCGCAGCUUGCCAGUUGCUACAACGAUGCGGAAGAAAAGCAGAAAUUUGAAGAAUUAAUGAUUGAUGCUGAAUGGGGCAAAGAGCUUGGAAAACUUGGAAUCUCUUUCCAUCAUGUAUUUAGAACGCCAUCAAUACGGAAGAAAGAGCUUCUGAGAACUUUGGUUAAGAAUCCACAAGUGAAAUCAGACCUCGUAUUAAAAUACUGCAGGUCUUUCCAGUUGGACAGUGACGUAGCAUUCCAGCUUUAUAUCGAGGCACUCCUCCAAAAUGCCAGCACAAGUGACGAUGAAGAGGAAUAUGUGGGGGAUUCCGAGAAGCUGCCGCCUGCUUCAGUAGUGGCCAGAGCCACAGAGAUCAUCCCCUUGCUGAAAAGCACCAACAGCUUGGUUAUAAACCUUAAUGCCAUGUUGUACAAGCUUGAUCCGUAUGACUACAAAACUAUCGAAAGUCUUCUGAUGAUUAUGGAGAAAGCUGGUGGGGAACUAGCAAGUGUCCCCUUGAGUAAAGCCGUGGUGCUCAUCGAACACUUAAAAUCCUACAAAAGGACUGCCGCUCCUGGAGACCUGGAACAUCAAUAUGCCUUCAAACGGGCUGUUCCUUUCUCACCAGCUGCUCAAGACAGGCUGCCCUUCCACUUGAUCUUCUUCAAAACGUCACAGUGUUUCUGGAAGAUAAUUACUCCAGAACUGAAUGAGGAAUCAUUCCCAAAGAUUUUCUUGAUCUCCAAAAUCAUGCAGGUCUCACUUGAUACCCUCCACAUGUGUGCAGCUAAUCAGGCAUUCCAAGAAAGGCUUAAGCCUAAAAUAUUGGAACAGGUGAGAAGUGGAUCACUGCUGAUGGCCGACAAGGGAACUACUGAAAUUUUAAGUGCCAUUCAGUCUCACUUGCUCUGUAUAGCUAACCCAGAAAGGUCUGCGGCACUUGCUCACGCCAUGGCACGAGAACUCCAAUCAGGACCCAUCAAAGUCGAGGCAAUGAAAUUCUGCGUCUUUUUGGGUGAAAAAUGGCUGGCUCAUAAAGAUGUGCAGGAGGACUCUCGCGAAAAGGCUCGGACGUUUCUGCAAAAGAUGCAGGUGGAAUACAGGAAACGAGCAACUGAAGCUGUGCUCAUGACCCACAAGCUUAACUCGGAGGAGCAUCUGAAGUUGACGGGGAAGCCUGCUAGACUGGUGGUGGUGCUCUACCAGCACAGCACCAUCGCUGAAAGAUUCCAGAAUCCAGCUGGCAAUAAUUACCCAGAUAUUCAUGCUGCAGCAAAAGAAAUAGCCAAAAUAAAUGAUCUGGAUAUGAAGAAGAUUUGGGAUACCCUGCUGGAAAAAUGUCUGUGUUCAAAUGAAGCACCCACAGAGAGAACUUCAGAGAUGGUCGAGAAGAUGGCCGAUGAAACCUUCAAGAGACUCGUAUAUAUCCUGCAGCUGCAGCCAGCAGAUAAAGGUUUCAGAAUCCUUUACGAUUGUGCAACAUCCACAACAUCUCCUAUUGGGGAAAGCCAACUGACAUUUGCCCAGAGAAGCAUCGCUCUCAAGUGCCUGAUCUACUCGGCGGACAGUUCUACGGUUGAAUUCCUCUUCAAAAAGUCGAUUGAGGAAGUCAGGAUUUUCCUGAAAACCUUUAUUUACCUCUCUGAAUUUGAACUCCUCAACAUUCCAUACACCUACGUAUCGUUCCACAAGGCUCCCAAGGAAGGUGUGAUCAAAGGAUUGUGGAAGAACCAUAGUCACGACCCCAGGGCGGUGAAACUAGUGACUGAGCUGAGUUUGGAGUACCAAGUGUGGGAUGCUCAGCUGUGGAAUGGUUUGCUGCAAAAGAUGAUUGAUUUCAACAUGGUUGAUUAUCUGAGGAAAGUGUUGGUAACGAUUACGGGGAUCCAUUCAUUAUUGCAGAUUCCCAACUUCAGCAGAGCUUGGCAGAAUGUCAUUCUUGUACCAUUUCAUUCAGUUUCCUGUCCACCAAGUCCUAGUGAACUGGAGGCAUGCUGUGCAUCUCUCAAAGCUCUACUGCAGUGUCCUGUCCUAGGUCAUCUAGAUGUAAUUGGGAUUGCCAAAAAGUUCAUGGAGUUACAGCUGCUGGCUCUGGCUUUGGGGUGUCUCUGGCUGAUCCCUCAGACGGAGAAAAGGGAUCAACAGAUUCAAAGCUUUUUAGCCUCUUACCAGCAGGAGAAGAUAUUGCAGCAAAUCAAGGAGCAUGUGGAUCACUGCGGACUAGCUGGCUUUGCUUCUGAGAUCAGGUAUUUGGUUCUAGAGUUCACAAUCAAAAGCAAAUGCUUUGUGGCCACGGAGUACCUUCCUUACCUGAAGCUACGAGAGAUGGGGGCUGACAGACUGAAAGGAUUGGUAAAAUAUCUGGAAAGUGAGAACAGGACGGAUGAUGCAGCAGCCCUAAUAAAGGAAUAUCUUAAAGAAUCUGGAAAUCCUGUCUCAGACCAGUCGUCAUCAGAACUUGUAAAGAUGUUCCUCUGGAAGGAAUAAGAUCCACAACCAGAGUCAAAAUGGGGUUUUUUUGUUGUUGUUUAAAAAUUCCUGUAUAUUCAAUCUAAAUACAUAAAUUUACAAAGUGAUAAAGCACUCCAUUUGUGUAAUUAUAUGCUCGAAGUAAUAAUGAAAGCUUUGUCAAAUCCAAAUUAAACAAAUAUUUAUUACAA
This is a messenger RNA of Heteronotia binoei (common prickly gecko), 6824 nucleotides long. RefSeq names its product kinetochore associated 1 (gene KNTC1). The coding region runs from base 4 to 6651 and encodes 2215 amino acids. Gene Ontology annotation, biological process: mitotic sister chromatid segregation; mitotic spindle assembly checkpoint signaling; protein localization to kinetochore involved in kinetochore assembly. The record is from RefSeq and is a predicted model, not a curated record. NCBI's taxonomy places the organism in Eukaryota, Metazoa, Chordata, Lepidosauria, Squamata, Gekkonidae. The transcript has 62 exons. Gene Ontology annotation, molecular function: small GTPase binding. Gene Ontology annotation, cellular component: cytoplasm; RZZ complex; kinetochore microtubule.